Molecule: messenger RNA, 1302 nt
Organism: Hyaloperonospora brassicae
Lineage: Eukaryota; Oomycota; Peronosporomycetes; Peronosporales; Peronosporaceae
Source: the annotation of a GenBank genome assembly
AUGGCCGCCGCCCGCCCCCGCGCGGCACGUCGCGUGCUCUUUGUCGUCGCGUUCCUCGACAUGUUGGGCGUGUCUAUGAUCCUGCCGGCGCUCCCGCAGUACGUCAAGUCCAUGGACGCUGGCGCACUGGUCUUUGGCCUACUCCUGUCCGUCUACGGCUGUCUCCAGUUCUUCGCGGCGCCGCUGGUCGGCAGCCUGAGCGACCGCUACGGCCGCAAGCGCGUGCUCUUGUCGUGUCUCGUAGGUACGUCGCUGAGUUAUCUGCUGCUGGCGCUCUCGUGGAACGUCUACGUCGUCUUUGUGUCGCGCGUCCCGGCCGCGCUGUUCAAGCACACGCUCGACCUCAUCAAAGUGGCCGUCACGGACGGAGAGCCGGCCGAGCGACGCGCCGUGAUCAUUGGCAGACUCCAUGCAGCGAUCAACGCGGGCUUUGUUGUCGGCCCGACCGUCGGAGGCUACGUGAGCAGUGUGCCGAACGGGUUCAGCUACGCGACGCUGCUGACGACGGCACUCUUUGGGGUCAACUGUUGCCUCGUGUCGCGCUUUUACGCGGAUCCAGAGAGCUGCGAGGCUGUCGUGUCGACGGAAACUGCUGCGGAUAUGUUGCAAAGCCAAGCGAAGGACGAACGCGGUCGGUCUGUGGACUGGCAACACGUCCUGCACAACGCGUGGACGAAACUCGGUGGGAUUCGAGACAUUGUGAAAGCGUCCAAGUCGGCGCAGACACUGCUGAUGGCGAGACUGUUGCUGACGAUGGCAGCUGUUUUGUAUCGCACGCACUUUUCCGUGCUGCUGGAGGACAAGUUCGGGAUGGAUUCGAAGGAUCGCGGGUUGAUGCUGAGUUACAUGGGUCUGCUGGGCGUCGUUGGCAGUUUCUCGGUUGGGUUUGUCACAAAGUUUGUGAAGUCCAACAUGCUGGUGCUGCAACUAUCAGUUGUCACGUACGCAAUGACGUUCUUUGUCCUUUCGGGCGCCACAGCAAUCAGUACAGUGUAUUUGACACUUGUGCCUCAGGUCAUUUCCAUUAGCAUCACCCGUGCUAGCUCACUGGCGCUACAAACCACGCUCGUUUCGCAGGAACACAUAGGGACUUUCAUGGGUGUCUCUUCGUCUCUGACGUCUGUAUCCAGAACCGUCGGACCAGUUUUGUCAGGAUGGACGUACGUUGCUUCGAUCGAUGGACCCGCGUACGGUGCGGCAUGUCUUGCUGCAUUCAGUGCUGGCAUCCUCUGCUUCGCACCGGAUCUAGCAGUAGCAGGCAGCGACUCGAGUGGUACUGAUGUCGAGGGUAAGAGCAAGUAG